AUGUUAAAACCGGCGUCUGCAUACAUGCACACGUUCAUAUGGUUUUGCGAAACCGACGCGCAUCUUUGUGUUUCUUUUUUCACCCGCGUUCUGCGCGGGCGCAUGCGCACUCGGUUAGUGUCAGUAUUAAAUUUCCCACUUAUUGAAUGUAUUUCUUUCUUUCUUUCUCCCAUUCAGGACAUGACAAAUUCUAUUUUCUUUCUUUCUUUAAUUUUUCUUUCUUUCUUUGAAUGUUUUCUUUCAUUUUUCCUUUUUACUUUAAUUUUUCAUUUAUUGGAUGUCUUCUUUCUUUCUUUCGUUAAGUUUUUAUUUAUUGAAUGUCUUCUUUCUUUCUUUCUUUCUUUCUUUUUUUAUUCAUUUAUUGAAUGGCUUCUUUCUUUUAUUAAUUUAUUGAAUGUCUUUCUUUCUUUCUUUCUUUCUUUCUUUCUUUCUUUCUUUCUUUCUUUCUUUCUUUCUUUCUACCUUCCAUGCAGGAAAUCCAGAAUUCUGUUGUUGCACUUUUAUUCAUUACAUAAAAAGAAAACAAAACGUACGCGCUUUUCAAGGCACAAUACACCAAUUGAUCUUUUGAAAAUUUCCUACUGA
Molecule: messenger RNA, 585 nt
Organism: Acanthosepion pharaonis
Lineage: Eukaryota; Metazoa; Mollusca; Cephalopoda; Sepiida; Sepiidae
Source: the annotation of a GenBank genome assembly